CAGGGUGCCAACAUCUGAAAAUAAGAAUGGAAAAUUUAAUGGGCAAGCUGAGAUUGUCAUCUCAAGAUGGCUCCCCUUUGGAGAUGGCUGCCCUGGGCCGACCUUUCCAGGUGGGGAUGCUCUAUGACUGUCGCAUUGACUCGUUCAUUCCAGGUGUCACUCUAUGGGACUUUGAAAAACUCAAGAAAGACCUCAACAUUAAACCCCAGAAGAACACAAAACUCAAGAUCAUCACAUCAGACUCUUUGGAUGAGAAAACCUUCAUCUUAAAUGUGACAGCCUCCCUUAAAGCGAGCUUCUUGUGUGGCUUGAUUGAGGUUGAUGGAGCUGCCAAGUACCUCAAUGACACCAAAUCAUCCAAACAUCAGUCCAGGGUCACCCUGCACUACAGCACGACCACCAGAAUGGAGCAGCUCACCAUGAGCCACUUGGGGAAGCGGAAAGUCGAGUAUCCAGAAGUGUUUAAGCAGAAAUCGGCCACCCAUGUUGUCACGGCCGUGUUGUAUGGAGCUCAGGCCUUUUUUGUUUUUGAUCAAACCAGCUCUAAAGAGGAAGAGAACCAAGAUAUUACAGGGAAAUUAGAAAUAUUAAUUAAAAAAUGUAUUUCUGUAGAUGGAAAAGGAGAUUUAAAAAUGACAGAUGCUGACAAGAAAAUUGCUGACCAUUUUAACUGCACGUUCUAUGGUGAUUUUGUCCUUCAUCACAAUCCUACAAGCUUUCAGGAUGCCAUGGAGAUUUAUACAAACUUACCAAAUAAACUUGGGAAAGAUGACGAGCUAGCAGUGCCCAUCCAGGUCUGGUUAUACCCACUGAAACAUCUAAAUUCACAGGCUGCUCAGCUGGUACAAGAGAUCAGUGUGGCACUCGUGUCCAAAUCUCAGGAGGUCCUGGAGGAGAUAGACGAGCACAUCAUGAGAUGUAAUGACAUCAUGAAGGACAAUGUUGUCAAUCACUUUCCAAUAAUUAAGGAAAAUGCAGAACAAUUCAAAUCAGUGCUUAAUCAAUAUAAAUGUAUUUUCCAACAAGACCUUGCAAGGGUCUUACCAAAUAUAAGGGGUGGGGGUGCAAAUGAGGAACAGCUGGCAGACAUCCUGAAGAAGAAGGAAGAGUCGCCAUUUAACAAGUGUGCUAUAACAACAUGGCUGAAUAAAAGAGAAAAGGAAAUCAGCAUGCUCACAAAGGUCUUAAAUCAAAUUAAAGAAAUGAAACUUGAUAUUGUUAUAAAUGACCUGGAUAAAUUAAUUUACAACAAUAGUAUUAGAAAUAUUGUCUGCUUGACUUUCACCUCACUCCAUGUGUGUCAGUCAUACAUAUCAGUAAUGAAACGCUACCUUCAGGCCCCUUGUCAGUCCUCAGAUCAUCUGUCAGAGCCAAGUGAAGAGUUAAUCAUCCAGAAUUUCAGAAAGUAUUCCCAACAAUUCAUUGAGUUUGCUGAAAUUAACCAAAAUAGCACGACAAUGAGAUUUCUCGUUCACUCCAUCCCUGAUGAGGAAUAUCCUGGUGUGACAAUCUAUCUUUAUAAAUCUGGAAAUCUCAUCAGCCGUAACUUUCAGCUUCCAUCUAAACCUGAGUCUCUUGUGGCUGAUUCUCGAACAGACAACAGUGAAACCCUGAAGUUACAAGUCCAGAAGUCUGAUUCAGAAGGGUACAGAGUGGAGUAUAAGCUACCUGAAGAUGAAGAGUGGGAGACUGUGGACACAGGAGACACCGUUGAACAGGUUAUGAUUACAAAGUUACGUCCUAAUUCAACAUAUCAAUUCAGAUACAGAGCCAUUUGUGAAGUUGGUGUGAGUCAGGCCAGCGAUACGAUUGAAGAGAAGACACUACCUGUUAAAAAUCUUAAAGGUAAACUUGAUAUAAAACAUCAAAGUAAGAAGAUUAAUGAUGGAAAACCUGGACUUUACCUUUUGCCUUUGAUAUCAGAGAUCAUAAACACUGUGAACAAUAUUGCAAAACGCACCUUUGGAAACAGGACAUCCAAAAAACCUGGAAAAACUAUUAUGGUCCUCGGAGCAACAGGUUCUGGAAAAUCCACCAUGAUCAACGGAAUGGUCAACUACAUCUUAGGUGUCCAGUGGCAGGAUGACUUCAGGUUCAAGUUAAUCCAUGAAGAAACAUCUAGAAGUCAAGCUUCAAGCCAGACGUCUGCUGUCACUGCCUAUGAAAUGAACUAUCAGCAUUAUUUCAAGGUCCCAUACUCCUUCACUAUAAUCGACACACCAGGUUUUGGAGACACCAGAGGAAUUGAUCGGGACAAACAAAUCACUGAGCAGAUACAAGAAUGUUUUUCAUCUCCACAGGGUGUCCAGCACAUUAACGCAGUGUGCUUUGUAGUUCAGGCAUCCCAAGCUCGACUGACACACACACAGAAGUACGUCUUUGACUCCAUUUUAUCCAUUUUUGGUAAAGACAUAGCCAAUAACAUCCUGGUCUUGAUCACAUUUGCAGAUGGACAGCGUCCACCAGUUCUGGAUGCCAUCACUGAGUCUAACAUACCGUUCUCCAAAGAUAAGAAAGGGAGCCCUUUAUUUUUCAAGUUUAAUAAUUCGGCCCUCUUUGCUAAUAACAAAGACACUAAUAGCAGUGAUGGUCUGAUGUUUGACAAAAUGUUUUGGGACAUGGGUGCAAAGAGCAUGGAGGGUUUUUUUAAUUCCUUAGAGAAGAUGGAUGACAAAAGUUUAGCACUGACAAACGAGGUGCUUAAGGAGCGCAGGCACUUGGAGACGGCAGUGGAAGGAUUGCAGCCUCAGAUUAAAGCUGGAUUGAUUAAACUUGAAGAAAUGAGACAAACCCAUAACAUUUUAAAUAAGCACAUUACUGACAUAGAGAGCAACAAGAACUUUGAGUAUGAAGUGGAGGAAACAAAGACAAUAAAAGAGAGCAUUGCAGGCACCGGCACGUUCAUCACUAAUUGCCAGAAGUGCAACUUCACCUGUCAUUAUCCAUGUAAGUUACAAAAUGAUGAGCAAAAGAUCAAAUGUGCUUCUAUGAAGGACGGGGUCUGCACUAUUUGUCCUGGUAAGUGUGUGUGGAGUGUUCACUCCAACCAACAGCACAGAUUCAUCUAUGAAACUAAAAAGGUCAAAAAGACUUAUGAUGAGCUUAAGAAGAAAUAUGAAAAAGCAAAAGGAGAAAAGAUGACAACUGAACAAGUGUUUGAGCGGCUUCAGUAUGAGCUGGAUGUUGUGCAAGAGGAGGUUCAUAGACUCAUUGAAGUGUCUCAUAAUUGUAUAAAACAACUUGAAGAAAUCGCCCUCAGACCAAACCCGCUGUCCACUCCCGAGUACAUUGAGCUCCUCAUUCAGGCUGAAGAACAAGAAGCAAAACCAGGAUGGAUGGAGCGAAUGAAGUCACUGCAGAAAGUGAAGGAACAGGCAGUGAUAAUAGCAAAACUCAGUAGAAAUGAAAAACUCCUACCAAGUGAGCAGAAGAAGCAUGACGAUCAAGAAGAAAGGAAGAAAAACAGGGGAAAUGUUUUAGGAUUGUUAUACAAGGGAGAUUUGUUUAUUUCUUCUGGAAGAUCAAAUUGCUGCAUCAUUAAAUGUUCUGCUUCUAACAAUUCUUUGAUGAUCGAAGAGCCGUUUGUUCAUUCAACUUUUCAGAUAAUGGUCCUUUGA
Molecule: messenger RNA, 3617 nt
Organism: Erpetoichthys calabaricus (reedfish)
Lineage: Eukaryota; Metazoa; Chordata; Cladistia; Polypteriformes; Polypteridae
Exons: 5
Coding region: 27-3617 (1196 amino acids)
Molecular function (GO): protein binding; GTP binding
Source: RefSeq, a predicted model, not a curated record